Leopardus geoffroyi (Geoffroy's cat) is the source of this 1683-nucleotide messenger RNA. RefSeq names its product transmembrane protein 180-like. NCBI's taxonomy places the organism in Eukaryota, Metazoa, Chordata, Mammalia, Carnivora, Felidae. Bases 139 to 1395 code for a protein of 418 amino acids. The transcript has 7 exons. The record is from RefSeq and is a predicted model, not a curated record.
CCCUUCUGCUUAGGGUCGUUCCUGGGCCAGUGUUUCGGGUGCUGGUUGUGGAGGUGGCGACAUCAGCGGCUCCUGUGGCGGGUGUCCAGCCGGCCAGUUAACCAGUGGAUAGGGAGGAAGAAUUCCUUUGCGUGGAAAAUGACGCUUUUAAGUAUCAAACCCAUUGCUUGGGCAUAUGCUAUGAUAACAUUAGGGACUGAAAUGCUAAAUUCUGUCUUCAGUUUCUACUACGUGAAGCUGUUUUUACAUCUGUACAAGAUUUCAGAAGUGGCUUUUUACCAAGCCCAGAUGAUUUUAAUGAUCUGGAAUGCUCUUAAUGACCUGACUGGGUAUUUUCACAACUCUCAGGCUGACUGCUGUUCCGGUCGUCAUAGUUCUGUGUUGUAUGGUGCCCCUUUGUAUUCGAUAGCCUUCCUGCUUCCUUGGUUCCCUUGGAAAUACUAUCACGAAGGUGACUGGCUGAGUGGACUUCAUCUGGUGGUAUCGCUAUGUGCUUUUGAUAGCACGCUUACCUUCGUUCAGCAAGCCCAGUGUGUGCUGUUUGCAGAGAUUUUCACUAGACAUGAAAGUCGGCUUCAGUUUAUUAAAAUUAACCAAGUGGCAUCACUAGUAGGAUCCACCAGCAUCCUCUUUGGUGGCCUCAUCUCUGAUAACAUGGAAAUUUUCUUCAAUUUUCAGGCCUUCACUGUGCUCAUUGCCAUUCUUGCCACUGCCAGCCUUUACACUGGCAUGUACCGCAUGAGUCACUUUGGACCGAAAAGAAGCCCCGAGGAAAACCUCUUCUCCGAAAGUGAACAGGAUCUCCCCUGGACCUCUAUCGUCUCAUUGAUGAGACAGCUCUUGACCCAGAAAAACUUUUGCCUUUUUCUGAUAAUGAGUUUCUUCCAAGUCUUCCAUUUAACUUUCUUCAAAAACUUCAUGAUGAUCUUUGCAGAUAAUCUCAUUCCCGAGGACGUUCUUCCUUCUUUCCUAAGGAGCAUCAUGUAUGGGGCAGGCUUUAUUUGCCCACAGUGCCUUGUACUUAUCAGUCAGUCCUGGCUGAAGAAGUUUGGUUACUAUAAAAUUAUCUUAAUUUCUUUCUACCUAGAAGGAACAGCCUCCAUUGUCAUGUCACUUCUUGGACAGCAAUACUAUUACCUUUUGGCUCUUUAUCUCACUAUUAUCAUGGUGAUCAUGCAAGCUUCUUUCUGUUUGUUUAACCUGCCACUAGCUGACAUGGUGGAUGCAGAUUUACUGAAGUUCAAUCGGCAGUCACCCCUUUUCUCAAUGGUUUUUGGCAUCAAUGCUUUGUUUACCAAACCUGCUCAGUCUUUAGCUCCCAUGAUGAUACUCUCUAAGCUAAAACAGUAUGGAUAUGGAAACGGAGAUAAAAGUACAAUUUUCGAUCUUCAUUAAUUUGAUUUGCCUGGUCCCCCUGGCAUUGCAGUAAUUCAGAUUCUGGUUUGGAGUCCAUUCUCAAUGAGGAACAAGACAGACUACACAGGGGCUCUUUAAGGCCAAUGCUUGGCUAGCAUGGGAUUCAAACAAAUCUUCAGUUGUUUAUUCUUACAGAGAUUACAUUCUACCAGAAGGCAAAACUGUAUUUUAUAACCCCUAAUUUGUUUAGAAAACAAAACAGAUGAAACUAAUACAACAUGUUUUAGGGCGUUUUGACUACCGUAAUAAACUAAUAAGAAAGUUAAA